Penicillium canescens is the source of this 525-nucleotide messenger RNA. RefSeq lists its product as uncharacterized. The transcript has 2 exons. The coding region runs from base 1 to 525 and encodes 174 amino acids. NCBI's taxonomy places the organism in Eukaryota, Fungi, Ascomycota, Eurotiomycetes, Eurotiales, Aspergillaceae. The record is from RefSeq and is a predicted model, not a curated record.
AUGGUUAGGGGCUUUCAAACUAACCUUCAAAUCAACUUGCUUGGUGAAUUCGCCUGGAAGGGAGCGUCUGCUGAGAUUCGCUGUGAUAGAUAUCCCGGACAAGGGAAAGGGUGUAGCAAGUGCGGGAAAGAGCAUAUUUUGAUUACGCAAGGCGUUGUAUUGCAAAACCUUGCUGGCUUGUCCGUGUCUAUUCUAGACGAAGGAACAAAGACUUAUAUCACUGGCAUUGAUCUAAUAAGUGCGGAUGUGGAAACCCCGAACAUCACGUUUGGGUAUCGGCUCCCAGGAGGGCAAGUAACAAUCAACCUCAACGGCCAGCAACUACGAGGAUUUACAAUCAUCAUGGGUGACGGUGGAAUCCACGCGAUACGUCCUAUACUCAGCACGAACAUCGUUGCGAGUUGGAUUGGCCAGCCUGAGGAAAACGAUGCAUGCAACUCCACACAUCUCAGUCUGGAGGACGAUGUCAAAGCUAUGUUGGGAAAGUUCGAUCAAUGCAAGAUGGUUAGUCUGUCCAUAGCAUAG